This is a messenger RNA of Rubroshorea leprosula, 1453 nucleotides long. The record is from the annotation of a GenBank genome assembly. Lineage: Eukaryota; Viridiplantae; Streptophyta; Magnoliopsida; Malvales; Dipterocarpaceae.
AUUCUCUUAUGAAUUAGCAGAGGCAUCGAAUGCACGCACAAAUUACCCUACUUUGAGAUUUGGUUAACGUAACCAAAUCGAUACCCGAAAGAUCUUUUCCUUUCGAGGAUUUCUUUAUUCCACUCCUUCCCAAAGUCAAACAUGCAACUGAAUUUGGGACCAAGUUGAUGUUUUUGCAUUCUUGAUCCAGCGUCAAUUUUCAAAUUCUCGUUCAAUUGGGUGUCUCUCUUUGUUCAAGAAUGAAGAACCAAGAGCAAGCACGGUCUUUGUUCGGGAUUUCGUUAUCGGAUAAACCCAAGUGGAAACAAUUUCUCAUUUGCUCUUCUGGGUUCUUCUUCGGUUACCUCGUGAACGGGAUUUGUGAGGAAUAUGUCUACAACAGGCUCCAAUUCAGCUAUGGGUGGUACUUCACAUUUGUUCAAGGAUUUGUCUAUCUUUUUCUGAUUUACCUUCAAGGCUUCACCCCAAAGCAAAUGGCGAACCCAUGGAAGACUUAUGUCAAGCUCUCUGCAGUCCUCAUGGGUUCCCAUGGCCUCACCAAAGGCUCUCUGGCUUUUCUCAAUUACCCAGCUCAGCUCAUGUUCAAAUCCACCAAGGUCCUGCCCGUGAUGGUAAUGGGUGCUUUCAUUCCUGGAUUGAGAAGGAAAUACCCAGCUUAUGAAUACGUGUCUGCAGUGCUUUUAGUUGUGGGUUUGAUCCUCUUCACCUUAGCAGACGCCCAGACAUCCCCUAACUUCAGCGUCAUCGGCGUUCUGAUGGUCACCGGAGCUCUGGUCAUGGAUUCCUUUCUGGGUAACUUGCAAGAAGCCAUCUUUACCAUGAAUCCCGAAACAACACAGAUGGAAAUGCUGUUCUGCUCGACCGUUGUGGGUUUACCUUACUUGAUCCCACCCAUGCUUUUAACAGGAGAGUUGUUCAAAGCAUGGAGUUCAUGUUCUCAGCAUUUAUACGUCUACGGUGUUUUAGUCUUCGAAGCCAUGGCUACCUUUGUCGGCCAAGUCUCAGUCCUCUCCCUAAUUGCCAUUUUCGGCGCUGCCACCACUGCCAUGGUAACAACGGCAAGGAAAGCGGUGACAUUACUGUUAUCCUACUUGAUAUUUACUAAGACGUUGACGGAGCAGCAUGGAACAGGGCUUCUGUUGAUUGCCAUGGGGAUCACGUUGAAGCUUUUACCGGCGGACAACACCAAACCCUACAAAAGGAUCCCCACUUUACUUGCAUCCAAUAAGGAGAAAACUGAAACCCCUUGUUCAAUUCAUGAGGAGCAGAGGAUUCGAACGGAAAUUGAAGUUGAAAAUGAACAGAAGAAGCCUUUCGUUUAGAUGUUAGUCAUUUGUAUGUAUUAGAGUAGGGAUCCACUCAAUAUAGGUUUAAGAAACUUUUAUACUCAUUUUUAGCCUCAAUUUAAAUGUUACUUGUAUAAAAAAAAAGAUAAUAAAUGUUGCAUUAAAUA